Penicillium canariense is the source of this 1587-nucleotide messenger RNA. RefSeq lists its product as uncharacterized. Gene Ontology annotation, biological process: transmembrane transport. The record is from RefSeq and is a predicted model, not a curated record. The transcript has 8 exons. NCBI's taxonomy places the organism in Eukaryota, Fungi, Ascomycota, Eurotiomycetes, Eurotiales, Aspergillaceae. Gene Ontology annotation, molecular function: transmembrane transporter activity. The coding region runs from base 1 to 1587 and encodes 528 amino acids.
AUGGAAAAACGCGAGGCCAGCCCUGAGUCUCUGGUCGAGCCCCAGGAGAUCGAACAUCUGUAUCUUGAACUCGAAACGCCGCUGCCGACGCCAUGCAUCACUCUGCCUCCUCGCCCCGGCCAGGCCGCGCCGCCAGAGGCACCCAGCUUAAAGAAAUAUACUUCGCCGUUUCUAUGGCCGAAAUGGCGCAAGUCGAUGAUGACCUACAUUUCCUGUGCGGUGACGGCGUUAGCUGGUUAUUCGGCAGGCGAAGUGAGCCCUGCAUCGGAAGAGUUGUGCAAAGAGUGGGGAAUUAGCUCGGUUGUGUAUAACCUGAGCAUCACCAUCUUCUGCGUUGGCUUUGCCCUGGCACCCAUGGUUCUGGCACCCUUUUCGGAAAUCAAUGGACGCAGGCCAAUUUUCGUCGCAAGCGGUAUUGUCUUUGUUGCUAUGCUUAUUGCAUGUGGAGGAACACACUCAUUCGCUGGAUUGUUAGUCGCUCGUUUCUUUCAGGGUGCUGCAGGUUCUACCUUCUCGACCAUGGUUGGCGGCGUCAUCAGUGACAUCUACCACGCCCAAGAUCGCAACACUCCGAUGGCCCUCUUCUCUGGUGCCGCGCUCUUCGGUACCGGUUUGGCACCUAUGCUCGCGGGUGUAAUCGUGACCCACACUACCUGGCGAUGGAUAUACUACUCGCAUGCAAUCGUCUCGGCUGCCUUCGUUGUAAUCAUCUUCGUGUUUUUCAAAGAGACCCGUGGCAGUGUUCUGCUCAGCCGGAAGGCUCAGAAGUUAAAUAUCUACUAUGAGAAGCUUGAGGAGGCUGGCCACUACGGCGUGCUGAUGCCCAGCGAGGAUGCAUCCGACGCAAAGACUGUUCGCCGGAUUCGAUGGAAGGUCAAGAGCGAUGAGCAGCGGACGUCGCUCGCCAACAUGAUUCAGAUCUCGGUGUACCGGCCUUUCCACAUGUUGUUCACCGAGCCGGUCGUUUUCUUUUUCUCCAUCUGGGUGUCCUUCAGCUGGGCUACCCUCUACCUGCAGUUCAGCUCCGUCCCACUCGUCUUCCGCACGAAUCACCAUUUCAAUCUCGAGCAGACGGGUGCUGUAUUCACAUCCAUGUGUGUCGGCGUCCUUCUCAUCACCAUAAUCAGUAUCUCGCAAGAGAAGAUUGCCGCUCGAUUUGGUUGUGCCUCCUCAUCUGCUGAAGGACGCCUAUAUUACGUCUGCGUCGAGUCUGUUCUCCUUCCUAUCGGCCUGUUCUGGUUCGGUUGGACCUCUUACCCGUCGGUUCACUGGAUUGUGCCCUCCAUGGCUGUUGGGUGCGCGACUAUGGGCAUCUUUUCGAUUUAUCUGGCGACCUUCAACUAUCUUGCCGACACAUACCACCGAUACGCCAGUUCGGCAAUUGCGGCACAGUCUUGCUGCCGUAAUUUGCUCGGUGGCGUUUUCCCACUGGUGACAGCUGCCAUGUUUACCAACCUAGGAUACCCCGCAGCAUCCAGUCUUCUAGGUGGAAUUGGCGCCCUGCUCACCCUUGUCCCCUGGGUGUUGGCCUUCUACGGGCCUAGGAUCCGGGCGAAGAGUAAAAUGGCUAGCGAACUCGCACAUUAA